GGGUCAUUGUUGAUCAUGGCAGGGUCAGGGGCAACUUACAUCUUCGGCAUCUACUCCAACCAGAUAAAAGAGUCCCUCGGGUAUGACCAGACAACCCUUAAUCUAAUGAGCUUCUGGAAGGACCUUGGCGCCAACGUGGGAGUCUUGUCUGGCUUCAUCGUUGAGGCUACCCCUACCUGGUUCGUCCUCUUCCUCGGCGCUCUCCUCAACUUCGUCGGCUACUUCUUCAUAUGGUUCGCCGUCAUGGGCAAGAUCCCCAAGCCGGACCCUAAGCUGAUGUACAUGUUGAUUGCCUUCGGUGCCAAUUCCCAAAACUUCUCCAACACAGGGGUGAUGGUCGCCUGCGUCAAGAACUUUCCCGAGAGCAGAGGAAUCAUGUUGGGCCUGCUCAAGGGAUUCGCGGGACUCAGCGGAGCCAUCAUUACCCAGAUUUACUUGGCAAUCUAUGGUGACGACGCCAAAUCGCUCAUCCUCUUCAUCGCCUGGCUCCCGUCAUUGAUUUCCAUCAUCUUCCUUUUCACGAUCAGGACAAUGAAGGUGGUCCGUCAGCCCAAUGAGACCAGGGUCUUCUAUCAUUGCCUCUACAUUUCCAUCGCCCUUGCCGUGUAUCUCGUGCUCAUUACUCUGCUUCAGAAGCAGAUUGUUUUCCCUCACGCCGGGUACAUCGCCAGCGCCACAUUCGUCUCUCUAGUCAUCUUUCUCCCGCUCGGCAUUUGCAUUCGACAAGAAUACGCCUUCUGGAACCUCAAGAAACAGCCCAUCGAUCCCCCUUCCAGCAUCACCGUCGUCAAGGAGCUGGAGGCGGCAGAGUCCACCACCACCAAACACACAGCCACAGCGGCAGCGGCAGAGGUAGAGGCAGAGGCAGAGGCAGAGGUAGAACCGUCCUCCUCCGUGCAGGCGCAGCACACAGCAGAUGAGAAUAAGAAACCCAAGAAGGGCAGAAAACCAAACAGAGGCGAGGAUUACGGAAUCUUGCAGGCGCUCUUGAGCAUCGACAUGAUGAUUUUGUUCCUGACGGCGUUUUGCGGGCUAGGCAGCUGCCUAACGGCGAUAAACAAUCUGGGCCAAAUUGGACAGUCUUUGGGCUACCCGGCUCGUAUCAUCAGCUCCUUGGUAUCACUGGUAAGCAUAUGGAACUACUGCGGGAGAGUUUUCGCCGGAUUCGUGUCGGAGAUCUUGAUAGCAAAGAAGAGAUUCCCAAGGACUCUAAUGAUGACGCUCAACGUUCUCUUGUCCUGCGUGGGAUACCUCCUCAUUGCCCUACCUUUCCCAGGCUCCCUGUACGUAGCGUCGGUCAUCGUAGGCUUCACCUUCGGCGCCCAAUUGACGCUGCUCUUAACCAUCAUAUCGGAGCUUUUCGGUCUCAAAUACUACUCCAUAUUGUUCAAUUACGGCCAAAUGGCGAUGCCACUGGGCUCUUAUGUACUAAACGUGAGGAUCGCGGGGAACCUUUACGACAGGGAAGCCUUGAAGCAAUUGGCGGAGAAGGGGCUUGAUAGGUCAUCAGUGGAAGGGUUGACUUGUAUUGGGGUUCAGUGUUACAGACUUUCCUUCAUCAUACUAGCGUCGGUGUCGUGCUUUGGAGGACUGGUUUCCAUCAUUCUGGUGAUGAGAACGCGAAAGUUCUACAAGAGCGAUAUUUACAAGAAGUUCAGAGAGGCGGCGACAGAGGCGGCGGAGGAGAGGGAGACGGCACUGUCAUCUGCUGCAGAACCCAACGAUCAACUAAAGGUCUGA
This is a messenger RNA of Telopea speciosissima, 1740 nucleotides long. Its product is annotated as protein NUCLEAR FUSION DEFECTIVE 4-like. The record is from RefSeq and is a predicted model, not a curated record. Gene Ontology annotation, cellular component: membrane. Lineage: Eukaryota; Viridiplantae; Streptophyta; Magnoliopsida; Proteales; Proteaceae. The coding region runs from base 16 to 1740 and encodes 574 amino acids. The transcript has a single exon.